UGGACGCGUCCGACGUUGCCCCGCGCGUUGUGCGCAUGCGCAGUGUCAAGAUGGUGGGGCUGGAUGUGGAUUUCAGGGACCGGCAGCUGAGGCGGCGGCAGCAGAUGCUGCAGCAGCGUCAAGGUAACCAGGUCUGGCGCCUGCCCCGCGGGGCCCGCUGCCCCUCAGCCUGGGCCCCGUUCCAGGGCCAGCGCCAGCAGCCGUGGCCAGUCGCUCGCAGGAAGAGAGCGGCCGGCUCUGGGCAGCGGGGAUGGCAGCCGCGGCCAAGGACGGCAGCCGCCCCCAAGGCGAAAGCAGCCGGUGGGAGCGCGGCAUCGGGCCCUAAGGCUAAGGCGGCUGGAGCGGCAGACCCCAAGGUGGCUGGCGGGAGCGCGGGGGCAGGGAGCGCGGUGGGUCCAGCAAUGACGACGGCCUCAGGCGGGAGCGCAGCGGCGGCGGCGGCCCCAGACCCCGCGGUGAAGGUGGCUGGUGGGAGCGUGACCAUGGUGGUGGCAGCCUCGGGCCCCAUGGUGAAGGUGGCUGGCGGGAGCGUGACCAUGGUAGCCCCGGGCCCCCCAGCAAAGGUGGACGCUGGGAGAGUGGGGGAGAUGAUGGUGGUGGGUUUGGGUCCUGGGGUGAAGGAGGCUGAUCCCAGCACAGCGGAGACGACAUUGAAGGUGGCUGGUGGGACGGUGACGAGGACAGCAGCAACCUCAGGCCCUACGGUGAAGGUGGCUGGUGGGAGCACAGUGACCUCAGGCCCUGCGGUGAUGUCGGCGGCCUCAAGCUCUGGGGCGCUGGGCCCCGCGGCGAAGGUGGCCAAUGAGAUCAUUCAGUCUCCCUCUUUUGGGUCACAGGCGGCCACCCCACUGCCAAAAGACAACAGUGGGAUAUCUGUAUCUACAGUGGAGCCCAACAGCAGCAGCACAUUGGCUUUCAAGGGUUCUGUGGUUUCAAUGACAGCCACAAAGAGACACAACAACAAUGUCCCUGUGUGUGGGACUCCAGCAGCCAAGCUCCUCAAAUUGCCUGGGCCUGAUGACAACCAUAGUCCAGCCCUUUUGGAAGCCUUCAAGGCUGUGGUAGCAGCUGGUGGGAGUGGCUGGCUGGACCCAGUGGCAGUGGCUGCAGUGAAAACAGAACUGGAAGUGGGCUGUUCCUUUGAGGAGGACCUGGGAAGUGGGAGCAGAGAGACAAGUGGCAAGAGCAGUGAGCCACAGCAACUCACCUGGACCCCCACCCUACUUGUGACAGAACGCAAGAGAAAGAAGAAGCCUAUUAGUCAGGAGCGCACAACCUUAGUGAACCUUGUACCAUGCACUGAGGAUAGGAUAAAGGAGCCUAAGCCCAACCCCCUGGGAUCAGAGGACCAAGCAGAGGCCUACAAUAUGGAGCCCCUGUUGUCAUUUUUCCCACCAGAUUCCCCCAUUAGAGGCAUGGUACCAGGUGGUGAUAACUUUUUGCAAGCUGAACCAAAGGAAAUAUGGAUUUGCGGCCAUUCUGUGAUUUUGGUGACAAAGAGGAGGGCAAGCACUCACCCCCAUGGGCUGCAGCUGGGUUUCCCAAGUUCGAGUGCAUUUUUGUAUUGGCAUGGCAUACAGGCAAUGCUGUGGGAUCAGCUCUUGCCUCUUCUUCAUGAAAUUUAUUGUCUCAGGUCUUUUCCAUCAAUUAUAGUAAUUCACCUUGGGGAAAAUGAUCUUGUGCAACACACCAGUAUGUCACUUAUUGUCAAAAUGAAAAAUGACUUGGGCAUCCUUAGAAGGGCCUUCCCUGAUGCCCAUAUAAUUUGGUCUUCACUGUUGCCAAGGCGUUUUUGGAAAGGAGCCGAAAAACCAGUGAGUAUAGAAAAGGCACGGAAGGGGAUUAACAGGGAAAUGUCCCAUUAUUGCAGUGAAAAUGGCAUAAUGUUUUUGAGACAUGAUUUAAUCACUUAUGAUAAGCCAAACAUGUUCCUGCCUGAUGUAGAUGACCUGUCUGAUGUAGGAGCUGAUGUUUUUACAGCAGAUUUAAAAGGGGCCCUACAUUCCUGCCUGGGUUUUGGUAAAGGCUAAUCUGCUUUUGUCUGGGGAAAUGAAUUUUUCAGGACUGUUCCAUGACAUCCCAUCUGUGCACGGGAGUCUAGGAUUUGGGGGGCAGGGAGGGAGAUGGUCAUACCAGUUGAAAGUUAAAGCUUCGUUGCUUUCAACUGGCAGGAAGGAGCAUUUUGCAGUUGCGUCCACAUCCUGUUGUCCUUGGCAAGUUCUUGAUGUGGCGGAAGUUAAGGUGGGUUUGGGUUGCCCAUCCAUGGAGUUUCACAGGUCUGUCAGGUCUGUGCACAAAAGACUGUAGUAACUAUGGAUUUACCGCCCCCCCCCUUCCCCUGUGAAGAGGGGAGACUGGACAGAUACAUAACCUCUGAGCGAGUUAAUGUUCAUUGUGUUAAUUUUGUUCAUUUUGAUCCCUCAUAGCAGUAUUCUUGUAGACAAUAAGAUGUAAUUCAGGAUUAACGAGUUUCAGAUGGCUCGUUCACAUAUUUCUAUCUUAAAUUAGAUGUGUGUGGAAUAAACAUUUUGUUUGU
Messenger RNA from Terrapene triunguis (Three-toed box turtle), 2536 nucleotides. RefSeq lists its product as uncharacterized. The transcript has 3 exons. Lineage: Eukaryota; Metazoa; Chordata; Testudines; Emydidae. The record is from RefSeq and is a predicted model, not a curated record. Bases 36 to 2030 code for a protein of 664 amino acids.